AUGACAGAUACCUCCUCCCUCGCCAUCACGCACGCCACCACGGAUCCGUAUCCGGUUCCCGCUCCUCUGGGCUCUCCAAUCGCCAACGGUGCGAUUUCUGACUCGGUCGCACCCGACGAAGAAGAGCCGUACACCAUCAAAUGCAUUUGUCUUUUUGACGAAGAUGAUGGAAGCACGGUUUUCUGCGAAGGGUGCGAGACAUGGCAGCAUAUCAUCUGCUAUUAUCCGGACAACCGGGUACCAGAUGUGCACAACUGCGUCGACUGUGAGCCUAGGCUCCUCGACAGUCGCCGUGCCACUGAACGUCAGCGCCAACGGCGAAUGAAAGAGCAGAGUGAGGACGGUGACCGGAAAAAGCGAUCGGGUGCCAAGUCUCAAAAGAAGAAGUCCAGAGAGGGCGACGUGAAUGGGUUCAGCCAUCAACGAAGCGAGUCAGGGGCUCGUGAACAACCACCGGCCAAAAAACCAAAGACUUCGCAUCGCUCCUCCGCUUCCAUCAGCGCCAUCCCGGGUGCCCCCACCAUCCCUCCCGAAUCUCGGAAACGACGCUCCUCUACCUCCGUCGCUCCGAGCCCCACGAAAUCCUUUGGCCCCUCCAUACCUCUCUACUCCAACGAAUUCCUUCACCUCUACGACCGUGACGAUGAACACGAAGACAGAAAUAGUAAUCUUUUUGUGAACGUGAGUCUGGUGGGUGAGAUUGCGUCGUGGGUGAAAGAUCCGGACGCGUUGGCGCGUAUCUCCAAUGGUCGCCCGACGGAAGAUACCUUCAAUAUGUCCGAUUCCGCCCUCGACCGGUCUCACUGGCCUACUUUGACGACUGAUACGAUUACAGAUUCGAAUCUUGACAUUGGCGGGCGGCACCCGACAUGGAAGAUUGUUAAGACUCAAGAUGCUGUACGAAAAGAUGGGAUCCUUGGAGAACUCACUGGCAAGGUGGGUGUUUUCGACGAUUACUGUCUCGAUCCCAACAAUCGAUGGCAGGAACUGCGCCACCCAGAACCCUUUGUCUUUUUCAGCUCUCACCUUCCCUUGUAUAUCGACAGUCGACACGAGGGCAGCGUACUCCGCUAUACUCGCCGAUCAUGCCGUCCAAAUGUCACGAUGAAAAUCUACAUCACCAAUGAGGUCGAAUACCACUUCUGCUUUGUCGCCAAAGAGGACAUCCCUCCCAAUUCAGAGAUUACGAUUAUGUGGUAUCUGGAUGCUCCGUUGUUCGAGUCUUCGAAUGGGCUCGUCAAGCAGGAGUCUGGUGAUAGUGCGACAGAGGCCGCUGCCACUUGUCUUAGUAACACCCUUGCGAAUUUUGGCGGUUGCGCGUGUGGGAAUACCCAGAAUUGUCUGCUGGCAAAAAUCGAUCGACGUCGACAUCCCAAGCAGUUGGAGGCUGCCACGAAGCAGCCCAACGGCAAAAGGAAAAAGGCUAAGACAAAGUCGACUGCGUCACCGCGAGAUACUGGCGCUGCUCCCCUCAGUCGCGCCGGCAGCGAGACGACCAAGCACCCGGAGGAUGACGAUGCGCUUGUUGAGAGCCGCUCCAAUUCCGGCUCUAUUCGCGGACAGCCUCAGAGUCGCGACCUCAGCCCUUCUACUCCUCAACUGCAUGAAUUGACUAGCCGGGAGAGACGGAAGAUCGCGGAGGCCGAGAAGCAGUUCCAACAGCUAGAGCAGCAUGAUCAUCGGACAACCACUCAAAAGAAGAAGAAGAAGCGUGCCAGUGGGACUUCAGUUCAAUCGCCAGCCGCUGUUUCGACCCCUACGCAAGCCGGAUAUUUCGGGGCUCAAAAGGCAGGCAAGGGUAUCUACUUGAAUACAGGCAGCUUAUCACGAUCCCCCACGACGGCUCAGUCGCCGGGCCCAAUGCCGGCAGGUCGCCACGGCUCGCCCGGAAAAGUGUCUGGGCCCAGUACUCCUGGACCGUCUUCUGGCCGCUCGACGUAUGUCGACGCUGCGGUUCAGAUCAUGCCCGAUCAAUUUGAAGACCCCUCGGUCAAAGAUGCGUCACCUCCACACAAGAGCUCGGUUUUCUUGCCCCCGAAAAUGCGACUCCUCAAGCGAUUCAGUAUGGAUCGUCUUCGGGUUGAAGAAAACGCCCGCCAACAGCUUUCGUCGGCCGGAUCCGAUAGCGUAGCGCCUUUCGAACCGUCCUCGCCCUCUUUGACUCGAUCACCUGCUUUCAUGCGGUCACCUGCGUUGUCGUCGCAAGACAAAUCCGACGCUGGAACGGGCGACACGGAGCAUGCUCAGCGUACUCCGACUACGACAUCAGCUAUAGCGAGUGAUAUGGAAAUGCUGGAUGCCCCCAUACCUUCAGGAAUCAGAUCACCUUCUGCUGGUCGCGAUCUGAACCGACCACAAGUACCUCCCCCGUGGCCGUCUACUGCCGCCCACAACACCCGCAUCCCUGGAGUUACUCCGAUAGAGCGUGGAAACCUUCGUGUCUCCAUGCCUCCUCCGAGUGUUCCUUCUAUACCUCCCGCAGCCAGUCCUGGCUCGGCAUCCAAUACGAGCCCUGCUUCGCCCAACACUGUGGACACCACCUCUCCCUCACAGGCUAGCGCGCAGGUGCCCAGCACUGCACCAACACCUACUCCGACAGUUACCAAGAAGAAGCUUAGUCUCGGUGAUUACUUGAUCCGAAAGGGCACGAUGGCGACAACCCCCACCUUGGAGAAAUCGCAGGUCCCGUCCAUCCCCUUACCUGUCUCCCAGAAAUCACCCACUACGCCAGAGUCAGGACCGCCAGCCAGUGCAGAUGGAGCUCAGACUCCCACAAAGACAUCGCCUGACAGCAAGGCUGAUCCACAUGAUUCACCUGACGUCGCGAUGAAAGACGCACCGGAGUCGAACCAACCACACGCCCCCUCUAUUAUCUCUUCGUGA
Messenger RNA from Penicillium argentinense, 2883 nucleotides. RefSeq names its product putative PHD finger and SET domain protein. The coding region runs from base 1 to 2883 and encodes 960 amino acids. Gene Ontology annotation, molecular function: protein binding. NCBI's taxonomy places the organism in Eukaryota, Fungi, Ascomycota, Eurotiomycetes, Eurotiales, Aspergillaceae. The record is from RefSeq and is a predicted model, not a curated record. The transcript has a single exon.